This is a messenger RNA of Scheffersomyces amazonensis, 1650 nucleotides long. Its product is annotated as epsin. The transcript is spliced from 2 exons. The record is from RefSeq and is a predicted model, not a curated record. Gene Ontology annotation, cellular component: endosome; clathrin vesicle coat; plasma membrane. Bases 220 to 1650 code for a protein of 476 amino acids. Lineage: Eukaryota; Fungi; Ascomycota; Pichiomycetes; Serinales; Debaryomycetaceae. Gene Ontology annotation, biological process: actin filament organization; endocytosis. Gene Ontology annotation, molecular function: clathrin binding; phospholipid binding.
CACAACUUAUACAAGUGUCUUACAUCUUAUUGCAUUUUAUCUACUAGUAAUUCGGUAGAAGUGUAAACCAGAACUAAUAGAGUAUACAAAUUUUGAAUAUUUUAUAUCGUCAAUUAGCGGGAAAUUCCAUCAACAUCCAACAUCAACCCCCCCCUCCUCCCCAUACAUACUUGCAUAGAUAAAUAAGAAUUAAUUAGUAUUAGUAUUAGUAUUAGUAAGAUGUCGAAAUCUUUUGUACGUUCUAUAAAGAAUGUAGCCAAUGGGUAUACUUCAGCACAAGUUUUAGUUAGAAAAGCUACAUCAAAUGAUCCAAGUGGUCCAGUAACUUUUGAUAUGGAAGAAAUAUCACAUUAUACUUUCCAAUCACAAACUGAUUUUCUUGAAGUAAUGGAUAUGUUAGAUAGAAGACUUAAUGAUAAGGGGAAAAAUUGGCGUCAUGUAGCUAAAUCUUUAACUGUAUUAGAUUAUUUAGUUAGAUAUGGAUCUGAAAAAUGUGUACUUUGGGCCAAAGAUAAUAUUUAUAUUAUUAAAACUUUAAGAGAAUUUAUUCAUUUAGAUGAAAUGAAUAAUGAUCAAGGAGCUAUAAUUAGAGUUAAAGCUAAAGAAUUAGUUUCAUUAUUAAAUGAUGAUGAAAGAUUAAGACAAGAACGAGCUUCAGCUAAUAAACGGAAUGGAUCAUCAAAUGAUGGAAAUGGAAAUGAUGGAGGUAGAAGAAGAAGAAAUACCAGAAAUAGACAACCAAAUGAUCCUUAUGAUGAAGAUUUACAAAGAGCUCUUGAAUUAUCUAAAAUAACUGCUGAUGAAGAAAGACAUCGUGAACAAGAAGAAUCAGAUGAUCCUGAUUUACAAGCAGCCCUUAAAUUAUCAUUAGAAGAAGAAGAAAUGAGAAAGAAUAAACAAGAACUGAAUUUAUUAGAUUUAAAUGAUGAACAACCUCAACAACAAUACUAUUUGACGACGGGUUAUUAUCAACAACCUCAACAAUAUUAUGUAGAUCCUCAAUAUCAACAACAAUAUGAUAUGUUUGGUAAUCCAAUUCAAAAUCCAAAUAUUACAGGUUAUUAUCAACAAGCUUAUUAUCAACAACCUCAAUAUCAACUGCAACAACCAAAUCAAUUCACGGGAUUUAAUUUUGCUCAACCUCAACAACAAGAAUCUUUACAACCUUUGAAAACAGGUUCAAAUAAUCCAUUUGCUAUAUCAAGUCAAGCUGCUAAACCUCAAACUCAAACUUUAAAUGAUUUAGCUCAACAACUGCAACAACUGCAACAACCUCAAUUCUUUACUCAACCACCUCAACCUCAACCACCUCAAACUCAACAACAACCUUCUAGAGCUCAAACAAUGUCUAAAUUCAGUGAUUCUACUCAUUCAGAAUUAAAUGACUUGUUAGCUCAAGGUACUGGUUUAGAUACUUUUGGUAAUACUGGAGCCACCAGAAUUCCUCAUCAACAUACAAAAACUGAAAACUUUAUUAGUUCAAGUGGUACAGGUGUAAAACUGUAUUCUACUCAACAAAGAUUAACUACCAAUGCUACUGGGAAUCCAUUCUUGAAUACCGUUCCAACCUCAACAAUUCCAACCAGCUUAUACUGGUUAUGGGUUUGGAAAUGCUCAACCCCAACAACAGCAACAACAAAGAUACGCUAG